GAUCAAGAACAAAAUGUGUAGGUCAUCGAGGCUACCCUGCCAAGUAUCCUGAAAAUACCUUUGUAUCUCUUGAGCAAGCAAUAAAUAUUGGAGCUGAGGGAAUCGAAUCAGAUGUUCGAUUGACGAAAGACGGCCAAGUAAUAAUGAUGCAUGAUACUACACUCGAUAGAACGACUAAUGGCACAGGAAGUGUCGACGAAAGAUAUUGGAAUGGAUAUAUUGAAUAUCUAGUAACUGAAAAUAAUGAAAAGGAAGACAAUAAUAUAAACAUUCUCGACGCGAUCGCCGAUGUAAUAUACGCUAACAAACCUUACAAUUUUCAAUCUCAAAUAUAUCUCGGCGUUUGGACUUACGACUUCUUAAUUAGAGCUCGCAAAGUAUUACCACAUCUUCCAGUCGUAUAUAUAGGGAGCAAUAUUUCGGUUGCUCGUAAUCAAUUUUUCGAUAAAGUUGAAAGCUAUAACAUGGAAUAUACUUAUAUACUCGAAGAUACAACAGGAUUUUUUUCUCAAAUAAGAAAUAAUGGUAGAAAAUUGUUUGUUUGGACAGUGGACGCUGAAAAUGAUAUGAAAAGUUUGUUUUCGUAUGGCGUCGAUGCGAUACUAUCCAAUGAUCCAGUAAAAUGUCUUAGUGUUAGAAAAAAGGUUGAAGGAUUAAAAAUGUAUUGGAAAUCAACUAAAAAAUUUCUGC
Molecule: messenger RNA, 690 nt
Organism: Dentiscutata heterogama
Lineage: Eukaryota; Fungi; Glomeromycota; Glomeromycetes; Diversisporales; Gigasporaceae
Source: the annotation of a GenBank genome assembly